This is a messenger RNA of Hydra vulgaris (swiftwater hydra), 2345 nucleotides long. Its product is annotated as actin-related protein 8. Lineage: Eukaryota; Metazoa; Cnidaria; Hydrozoa; Anthoathecata; Hydridae. Gene Ontology annotation, cellular component: Ino80 complex. The record is from RefSeq and is a predicted model, not a curated record. Gene Ontology annotation, biological process: regulation of DNA-templated transcription; double-strand break repair.
UAAAUUAUAAUUUUUUUUUUAUUUGUUAGUAAAAGCUUUUUUUUAAAUGACUGAACAUUUUUAAGCAUUGAGUUCUAGAUAUUUUAUUAAAUGUAUUGUUAAAAACAUUUUGAAAUGCCACGACCUGUGAAGACUGAAAGGCCUGUCACAACAGAACCUGUUAGUGAGCCUAUUCAAGGCACGACAAUUGUUGUGUUACACCCUGGCUCAAUGACUCUUCGACUUGGACGUGCCACAGAUCAUUUUCCUCAAUCUUUACCUCAUGUUAUUGCUAGAAAGAUCAGAAAUGUAGUUAAAACGGAGCCUAGCUGUAAUUUUUUGUCACGUAAUGGAACACUUGGUAAAAUUAGUGAAGAGACACAUCUUAAAGGUUUUCAAGCAACUAAGAGCUUCAUCAAUACUAUGAGAAUUAGUGGAGGUUUAAGAAAACACAAGACAACAUCUUCUGAGGUUGCAGCUUAUAAUGCGCAAGUAGUACCAGUUGAAACUGAAAAUGAUGGAUCUGUAUCAUGGACUGAUACAAAUGAUGACAGCUUUGAUUCACUUAUUGGUGAACAGGUAUUAAAACUUCCUCCUAAUUCGCCAUACAGUUGUAGAUGGCCUAUGAGAUUUGGAGAGCUUAACACUCAUAGUGGUAUUGGUGGUUCAAUCUCAUCUAUUUUAACGGAUCUUGAAACAUUAUGGGGAAAAGCCAUUGAGAAGUAUUUGGAUAUUCCAUUAAAAGAUCUGUCUUAUUAUCGUGCUGUUUUAUUGUUACCAGAUAUGAUGAACAAAAGUCAUGCUAAAUUGCUUAUUGAUGUUAUUCUCAAUCGCCUAAAGUUUUCGUGCAUACUUGUACACCAGGAAUCUGUGUGUGGCACAUUUGGUAGUGGUUUACCUUCUGCAUGUGUUGUUGAUGUUGGAGCUGAAAAAACUACUAUAUGUUGUGUUGAAGAUGGAAUAUCGGUUUCUAGCUCAAGAAUUCAGUUAAACUAUGGUGGAAAUGACAUAACUAGAACAUUCUACUGGCUUUUAAAAUCUAUAAAUUUUCCUUACAAAUCGCUUGAUGUAAACAACAUGUUUGAUCUGCAGUUACUUCAAGAACUUAAAGAAACAUUUUGUCAUCUUUCUUUAGCACUUCCAUCAGGUCAGGUUCAUGAGUUUCAAGUAGUUACUCCUGACAAAAACAUACAAACCUACAAGCUAAGACUUGGAGAUGAACCUUUAAUUGCUCCAGUUGGUAUGUUCAUUCCAUCGCUUUUUGGUAUUACUAGUAGUAGAUUAAUUGAGACCUAUUCAGAUGUUGAUCAUGAUCCUGAGGAUUUAAUGGAUGAUAGAUAUCUUUUAGAGAAAAGAGAUAUUGAUGCAAAGAAAUCAAAAAUUGAUGGUGAGGAAAUUCAAGAGUGCAUAACACCUCCACCAUGUUUGCCGAAAGAGCAUUUGCGUUUAGAUCCCAUUAGAGAUCAAGGCAUGCCUUUGGAUGAAGCCAUUAUGUACUCUAUUGAAAGUUGCAGCAACUUAGAAACAAAACGAAAGAUGUAUGGAACCGUACUUUUAAUAGGAGGGGGUUUGAGUUUCAAAGGAGCCGAUGAAUUUCUUUUGAAACGCCUACAAGCUCAGCUCCCUGCUCAUUAUCAAUUUGUUAAGGACCAAAUGGAAGUAAUUGCUAGACCAAAGGAAAGUGAUCCACGAAAUACCUGUUGGAAAGGUGGAGCUGUAUUGAGUAUUUUGGACAGUGCACAAGAGCUAUGGAUAUCUAGAAACGAAUGGAACAAAUACGGUGUUAGAAUCGUUAGAGAACGCUGCGGAUUUCAGUGGAGUUCAAAUAUGGACAAGUUGUAGAGAGAAUAAUCUGGAGCAAUUAAUCAAUUAUCGCUCAUUUGUGAAUUGCUUAGUCUUAAAAAAAAUGAAUGUUGCUUUAGAAAAGGGAAGCUGUUAUUUUAAUAAAACGUUAGAGACGUUUUUUUACUUGUAAGACGAAGUUCUGUAAAUAUCAAUGAGUUUGAUGAACUUGCUAGAAACAAAUGAUACGCCUCUCUAAAAAAAUUUAAAACUGAAGAAGUACCAACGCUUAAUAAAUAAAAAAUGUGUUUUAAAAGAUAUGCUUUUAUAAAAACAUUUUGAAGAAUAAAAACCACGUACAAAAAUAACAUUGAGUCAUUAAUUGACGUGAAUAAUAGAACGAAUUUGUAGCAGUUUAAAAAGAUAAAUUUUUAAGCAAAAGUGACGUUUUUUACAUUAAAGGAAUACAGAAGUAAGAGCUUUUGAAGUUCUAUUUUGUAUGUUAGUAUUAUUCGACAUUUUUGGGUUUGUUAUGAAAUUAUGAAACUGUUUUGUGCUUAGAAAUGAAACAAUAUUUUACUAGA